AAAUUUCGGAGGACUGACUGCCAUUUCCAUCCUGGUGCUCACGUGGAUGCCUAGAAACCACGAUUGCCCUACGCUAACUGUUUGGUGAGAUGCAAAAGUGUUCAAGGGUAACUUAAAGGGACCGCAUUAUGAGCACUCAGGAAAAACUCACACGUAUCGCUAUUGUUAACACAGACAAGUGUAAGCCCAAGCGAUGCAAGCAGGAGUGUAAGAGGUCGUGCCCCGUAGUACGGCUAGGAAAACUAUGUAUUGAAGUGACGCCUAAUGACAAGAUAGCAGCCAUCUCAGAGAACCUCUGUAUUGGAUGCGGUAUUUGUGUAAAGAAAUGUCCUUUCGAAGCAGUCUCCAUCAUCAACCUUCCCAGCAAUCUAGAGAAAGAUACGACGCAUCGUUACAGCCAAAACUCAUUCAAGCUGCACAGGUUGCCAACGCCUCGGCCUGGAGAAGUCCUGGGUUUGGUGGGAACCAACGGUAUUGGCAAGUCGACCGCCCUCAAGAUUCUGGCGGGAAAACUGAAACCCAACCUCGGCAGAUAUGGGGACCCACCUGACUGGACAGAAAUCUUGCAGUAUUUUCGAGGCUCUGAGCUGCAGAACUACUUCACAAAGAUCCUGGAGGACGACCUGAAAGCCAUCAUCAAGCCUCAAUACGUGGACCAGAUUCCCAAGGCUGUCAAGGGUUCAGUUCAGCAACUGAUAGACAAGAAAGAUGAGCUGAAGCAGCAAGACCACGUGUGCAAUAUUCUCGACCUGAACAGUGUACGAAAUCGGAACGUAGAAGACCUCUCUGGUGGAGAACUGCAACGGUUUGCCUGCGCUAUGGUGUGCAUUCAGAAGGCAGACAUAUUCAUGUUUGACGAGCCCUCCAGUUACCUGGAUGUGAAGCAGCGUCUGAAAGCUGCGCAGGCCAUCCGCUCACUCAUCCAUCCGCAGAAGUACAUCAUUGUGGUGGAGCACGACCUGUCCGUGCUCGAUUAUUUAUCCGACUUUAUCUGUUGCCUGUACGGAGUUCCUGGCUGUUACGGCGUUGUCACCAUGCCUUUCUCGGUGCGAGAAGGAAUAAACAUUUUCCUGGACGGCUUCGUUCCGACAGAGAACCUUCGUUUCCGAGACACCUCCCUGGUGUUCAAGGUGGCCGAGACGGCGACAGAAGAAGAGAUCAAGCGCAUGUGCCGCUAUGAGUACCCUUCGAUGCGCAAAGUCCUCGGUGACUUUGAGAUGAAUGUCGAUGCGGGAACAUUCACGGACUCCGAGAUCAUCGUUAUGCUGGGAGAGAACGGCACAGGGAAAACUACCUUCAUCCGCAUGAUGGCGGGCCGACUAAAACCCGAGGAAGGGGUGGAGAUCCCGCCACUGAACAUCAGCUACAAGCCGCAGAAAAUUUCGCCCAAGUCUCAGGGCACUGUGCGACAGCUUCUGCACGACAAGAUCCGGGACGCGUAUACGCAUCCGCAGUUCAUAGCGGACGUUAUGAAGCCCCUUCUCAUCGACAACAUCAUCGACCAAGAAGUCCAGAACCUGUCUGGAGGCGAAUUGCAGCGAGUGGCUCUGGCACUGUGCCUGGGGAAACCCGCAGAUGUGUACCUCAUAGACGAACCCUCGGCUUACUUGGACUCCGAGCAGCGUCUUGUGGCAGCCAAGGUCAUCAAACGCUUUAUUCUCCACGCCAAGAAGACGGGAUUUGUUGUGGAGCACGAUUUCAUCAUGGCCACCUAUCUGGCUGACCGUGUCAUAGUCUUUGAAGGACAGCCCUCGGUUCGCACCACUGCAAACACACCACAAACCCUGCUGGCCGGCAUGAACAAGUUCUUGGAGCUGCUCAACAUCACGUUCCGAAGAGACCCCAACAACUUCCGGCCGCGAAUCAACAAGCUCAACUCCGUCAAAGACACGGAACAAAAGAAGGGUGGAAACUUCUUCUUCCUAGAAGACUGAAAUGGUGGAUGUUGUGGGCUUUUUGUUGUCAGUGGCUCAUUAAAAAAAAAAAAAAGAAAA
This is a messenger RNA of Ornithodoros turicata, 1994 nucleotides long. It is a transcript of the gene pix, whose product is annotated as ATP-binding cassette sub-family E member 1-like. The transcript has 16 exons. Gene Ontology annotation, biological process: translational termination; translational initiation; ribosomal subunit export from nucleus. The record is from RefSeq and is a predicted model, not a curated record. Gene Ontology annotation, molecular function: ATP hydrolysis activity; ribosomal small subunit binding; iron ion binding. NCBI's taxonomy places the organism in Eukaryota, Metazoa, Arthropoda, Arachnida, Ixodida, Argasidae. Bases 129 to 1934 code for a protein of 601 amino acids.